Molecule: messenger RNA, 2385 nt
Organism: Durotheca rogersii
Lineage: Eukaryota; Fungi; Ascomycota; Sordariomycetes; Xylariales; Xylariaceae
Exons: 5
Coding region: 318-1931 (537 amino acids)
Biological process (GO): protein neddylation
Cellular component (GO): cytoplasm
Molecular function (GO): NEDD8 activating enzyme activity
Source: RefSeq, a predicted model, not a curated record
CCCCUCAACCUCACAUACCCACAUCGAUAUCCCCCACACACAGACACGACACACAGGCAAGCCGAGCAUUGGCGGACGACGUCUGGGCGCGUUCUGCACGUUGUUUGCGACGACAUCCCGUAGUUACAUCUUUUGGUGGUGAGAAUAAGAACGGAAUCGUGCCCACGAGUGUAGCUCACUCUCGGCCUAGACCGUCCCGAGUGCAGCCGCUCCGCCGGCAGAAUAAUCCGGGAUCGGGGACUUGGUUAGGUGCUGAGAACGGCCCGCGGCGGCAGAUCCUCAAAGCGCCUCGGCCACCGGUGUUCAUAUCAACGGUGAUGGCCGAGAUCGUGAUGAGCCAAACACCCCCCCUCCUCAAAGGGCCGUCGGAGAAGGAGAAGAAGUACGACAGGCAGCUCAGACUAUGGGCCGCCAGCGGCCAGGCCGCGCUCGAGUCGGCAAAACUUCUGCUUCUCAACUCCGGCGCCGGCACCGUAGGCGUGGAAACCCUCAAGAACCUAGUUCUGCCAGGUAUAGGGAAGUUCACGAUAGCAGACGAGGCGGUAGUGGAGGAGGCCGACCUCGGCGUCAACUUCUUCCUUGAUGAGAGCUGUCUGGGGAAGCCCCGAUCCGAAUGCUGCGCCAGGCUCCUCCAAGAACUCAACCCCGAGGUUGUUGGGGAGUGGUUCCCGAAGGAACAGGGUACCCUGGAUCUGCGUGGCAUCCUCGAGACGUCGCCUCCCUUCACACUAAUCAUAUACACCUACCCUAUCGCGGAGGAGACUCUGGCAGCACUCGAAGCUUAUGCUAGUCGGCACAAGACCCCGCUUGUAUCCAUACACUCUGCAGGAUUUUAUUCGUAUUUCCGCAUCCGCUUACCGGGAACAUUCCCCGUAGUCGACACCCACCCCGAGGUAGACAAGACGACAGAUCUCCGCCUCCUGACCCCUUGGCCCGAACUCGUAGCGUUCGCGGCAGGCAUGACUAAAAAUAUCGACGCUCUAGACGACCACGAACACGGGCAUUUGCCCUAUGUUGUCAUAUUGCUCCACUACCUGGAGGAAUGGAGACAGGCGCAUGAUGGCCAGAACCCCCUCAAGUAUGAGGAUAAGAAGGAAUUCAGCAGAUUCGUCCUGAGCAAGGCGAGGAGCAGCUCGGAAGGCGGAGAUGAGAACUUCCAGGAAGCUGCGGCGGCCAUAAACAAGAAUAUCAAGGUCGCAGAACUAGAACCUGGAGUGAUAGAACUCUUCGAUCAUCAGGUGUCGGACGAGAUUGAGCACCAGUCGACCUUCUGGAUCGUCGCAAAGGCCAUCAAGGCAUUCUACCACAAGCAUGGUUGCCUCCCCCUGCCGGGGGCGCUGCCUGAUAUGAAGGCCCAGUCAAGUGUCUACGUCAAAUUGCAGAGCAUAUACAAGGACAAGGCUCGGAAAGACGCACAGGAGGUGCUGGAGACCGCGAGAGGUAUUCCGGGUGGCAACGACGUAGAUCCUGCUGAGGUCGAGCUCUUCUGCAAGAAUGCUCGCUUUGUAAAGCUCAUCAAUGCAACUCCGACCGGCGAAGAUCUCGAUUCACUCUUUGAAAGCGAGAAGGCCAACGACGAGGCGGCCGAGGCCAUGAAGGUUGAGACCGACGGGGCAUUCACUUUGCCAAUGUCUAACCUCUUCAUAUACCUCGCCCUCGUGGCCACCAGUCACAAUCCGACGGCAACCGAGGAGGAAAUCCUAAGUGUCAUCGCCAGUGUAUUACCAAAGGCUGCCGAGAACGAGAGGGUGUUGCAGGCCGCUCAGGAAGUCGCUCGAGCCGGCGGCGGCGAACUUCACAACAUCUCGGCGCUUACGGGUGGGAUGGCGGCGCAGGAGAUCAUCAAAAUCGUCACGAAGCAAUACAUCCCAAUCGAAAAUACUUGCAUAUUUGACGGCAUCAGCAGCCGGUGCCAGGUACUUCGGCUAUAACUUCGCGGCCCACCCUUGGAGAGGGUAAUAGCCAGCAGCAGAGGUUAUUCCCAUAGGCACAUCAUCCGCAGAUCCGGGUUAAUCAUGGGGAAGUUGGAGAAGUUGUGGGGACUUUAUAGGAGCCUGGACGCUUGGCGGACCUGACGAUACUACAUAUUCACACCACCCCCCAUUCUAGGUAGAGAGGGCAGGCAAAUAUCUCGGACCGCAGACCCUCUGCCGUAACCUCGAAAUCGCGGUCUGCGAUGCCUAUGUUAAGGGGCCUUCUAGGCCGACGAUGGAUCAACCGUAGCGUCGCCAACCACUACUUAGCAUCGUCUAGACCAGUCGGGUGAAAUGAAGAUGAGUUGUGCUGAAUCUAGAGUUGCAUAUCCUCGCGUAAGAGCACCGUUCGGAACUAGCUGGUGAUACCAAGUGGCUCGCCAUACGCCGGCUAGCGAGUAUGAUACGAGAG